Ostrinia nubilalis (European corn borer) is the source of this 366-nucleotide messenger RNA. RefSeq lists its product as uncharacterized. The record is from RefSeq and is a predicted model, not a curated record. The transcript has 7 exons. Bases 1 to 366 code for a protein of 121 amino acids. Lineage: Eukaryota; Metazoa; Arthropoda; Insecta; Lepidoptera; Crambidae.
AUGUUAUCAGGCACAUUAUUGUGUAUUUUUCUAAUCGUUUUCAAUGUUGACGCGUGGAGAGAGAGGAUAUCAAAAGCAGGGGGUCGAACGCCAGGUCCCAAACGUAUUUUGUGCUUAAUAUCAGCAUCUGAAUAUUACUGCUUGGGAGAAGAUUAUGACACUAAUCUACCAUUUAAUGUGCUGCAAAACAGAAGAAAUAUAAUUUACGAAUAUUUGACGCCAGAUUCCAGACGCAUUUUGUGUUUAAUGUCAGCAUCUGAACAUUACUGCUUGGGGGGAGAUUAUGACACUGAUCUACCAUAUAAUGUGCCGACGCAAGUGCGGAAAUACACGUUCGGAAACUUCAAAUACAAUUCAUUUUCAUGA